AAAAAAAUAAACCAAGUAAUAGAAAGGUCGUACGUACGUUUUCCUUCUCCUCUUCCCCCUCUUUCUUCUUCUUCUUAUCGGUUUCUAUUGAGUUUUCCUCUUCUUCUUCUACUUACUCUCUGUCAGAUUCUUAGUUUCAUAUUUAUCUCUUGGUGUUAAUCUGUUUCCCUUUGUUUCUCAAUUGGCUCCUAAUCCGGUGGGCAGCCAUGGGAGACAUCGUGAAGCAGAUCCUAGCCAGACCAAUUCAAGUGGCUGAUCAAGUCACCAAAUGGGCAGACGAUGUUCAAUCAUUCAAACAGGAAUGUGCAGAACUUAAAUCGAAAACUGAAAAAUUAGCCGGACUUCUGAGACAAGCAGCUCGAGCCAGCUCCGACUUAUACGAACGUCCAACACGACGUAUCAUCGACGACACCGAGCAAGUCCUCGAUAAAGCAUAUCUCCUUGUUGAAAAAUGCAGAGCAAAUGGGAUGAAACGUCUCUUUACGAUUAUCCCUGCGAAUUCGUUCAAGAAGAUGUCUGCUAAUCUGGAGAAUUCAAUUGGAGAUGUUUCUUGGCUUCUCCGUGUCUCUGCCUCAGGCGAUGAUCGAGAUGAUGAAUACCUUGGUCUUCCUCCUAUUGCUGCAAAUGAGCCCAUACUCUGUUUAAUCUGGGAACAAAUUGCAACCCUCUAUAAAGGAUCUCUUGAGGAUCGGUCCGAUGCUGCUGCUUCUCUUGUUUCUCUUGCUCGUGAUAACGAUAGGUAUGGGAAAUUGAUUAUUGAAGAAGGUGGUGUUGGUCCGUUACUGAAAUUGGUUAAAGAAGGUCGUUUGGAAGGUCAGGAAAAUGCUGCGAGGGCGAUCGGGUUACUCGGUCGUGACCCUGAGAGCGUCGAGAAUAUGAUUCAUGCUGGUGUUUGUUCUGUGUUCGCUAAGAUUCUCAAAGAAGGACCUAUGAAAGUUCAGUCGAUGGUGGCUUGGGCUGUUUCUGAGCUUGCAGCUAAUCAUCCUAAAUGCCAAGAUCAUUUUGCUCAGAACAAUAUAAUUCGUUUACUCGUGAGUCAUCUCGCGUUCGAGACGGUUCAAGAACAUAGUAAGUAUGCUAUUACUAGUAAUCACAAAUCCAUUCAUUCACUUGUAAUGGCAAAUAAUGACAAUGCUGGAAACAACGUCAGUAAUAACAACAACAAGGGACAUGAAGACGAAGAAAAGACGAUCGCACAUCCUAUGGGGAACCAAAAUCCUAACCAAAUGCAGAAUGUGGUUGCUAAUACCAUGGCUAACAACACAAUUACUAAAUCUAAUAGCAAACCAUCAGCUCAUGGUCCGCAAAGCAAGCCACCGAAUCCACACCACCACACCAAGAGCAACCCAAUCCCAAAACAUACCCACCAGCAAAAUAUUAAUUUAGCUGGAACUAGCAUUAAAGGGAGGGAAUUCGAAGACCCUGUUACAAAAGCCACCAUGAAGGCAAUGGCUGCAAAAGCCCUUUGGCAUCUUGCUAAAGGUAAUUCCGCUAUAUGCAAAAGCAUUUGUGAAUCAAGAGCACUUCUAUGUUUUGCUGUUCUUCUUGAGAAGGGAGUGGAUGAUGUUCAGUACAAUUCUGCAAUGGCAUUGAUGGAAAUUGCUGGCGUAGCUGAAUAUGAUACUGAUCUUCGAAGGUCUGCAUUUAAACCCAAUUCGCCUGCUGCAAAGGCUGUAUUUGAUCAACUACUGAGAAUUAUUCAAGAGGCUGAUUCGGAUCUUCUAAUCCCUUGUAUGAGAGCAAUGGGAAAUUUGGCGAGAACAUUUAGAGCAACAGAGACAAGGAUCAUUGGGCCAUUGGUAAAGUUACUCGAUGAGAGAGAAGCAGAUGUUUCUCGGGAAGCUGCAAUCGCGUUGUCGAAGUUCGCUUGCUCGGAGAAUUACCUCCACGUGGAUCACUCAAAGGCCAUUAUAAAUGCAGGAGGAGCAAAGCACUUGAUACAGCUAGUAUACUUCGGGGAACAAAUGGUUCAAAUACCCUCAUUGAUUCUACUAUGUUACAUAGCUCUGUCUGUUCCAGACAAUGAGGCGCUCGCACAAGCAGAAGUACUAACAGUUCUUGAAUGGUCAUCUAAGCAAGGGUACAUGAUACAAGACGCUACUGUAGAAACUCUAUUGCCUGAGGCCAAAGGUAGGUUAGAACUCUAUCAAUCUAGAGGUUCAAGGGGAUUCCAUUGAUCCAAAAUUGACACAAUCAAAUCCUGGUUAAAAAAUUACACGAUUCCUUUGUUUAGAUUUUUUUUUUCUUUUGUAAUUUAUAAUUUACUUUUGGUUAAACCCCUUAUGGUUCUCAAAUGUAGUGUACAUACAGCUAGUACAAAAAAGAAGUCACUUAAACAAACCAUAUUACCCAA
This is a messenger RNA of Papaver somniferum (opium poppy), 2353 nucleotides long. RefSeq lists its product as uncharacterized. Gene Ontology annotation, molecular function: protein binding. The record is from RefSeq and is a predicted model, not a curated record. The transcript has a single exon. Bases 207 to 2177 code for a protein of 656 amino acids. Lineage: Eukaryota; Viridiplantae; Streptophyta; Magnoliopsida; Ranunculales; Papaveraceae. Gene Ontology annotation, biological process: cell surface receptor signaling pathway.